AUGGCGGCGGCGCUGAGGGCGGCCAAGCGGGAGCUGCGGGCGGAGCUGCGGCAGCGCCUGCGGGCGCUCGGCACGGCCGAGAAGCAGCGCCAGUCCCGCCUGCUCGGGCGCAAGGUGAUUGCCCAUCCCAAGUACCAAGAAUCCAAAAGAAUUGCAAUCUUCCUGAGCAUGCCAGAUGAAGUCCAGACAGAGGAAAUCAUUAAGGACAUUUUUAAGCAAGGCAAAGAGUGUUUCAUACCCCGCUACAAACCUCAGAGCAAUCACAUGGACAUGCUGAAGUUAUCAUCAGCUGAAGACAUUUCUUCACUUGCUUUGACAUCCUGGAAUAUUCUUCAGCCCAGUGAUGAUGACACUGCAAGAGAAGAAGCUUUUGCUGGCGGAGGUCUUGACCUUAUCUUCAUGCCAGGCCUUGGGUUUGACAAAAAAGGCAACAGAUUGGGAAGAGGGAAAGGAUAUUAUGAUACCUAUCUUGAAAGAUGUAUGAAACAUCCCCGUGGAAAGCCUUACACGAUUGCUUUGGCUUUUAGAGAGCAGAUUUGUGAAUCAGUGCCUGUGACAGAAAAUGAUGUUCCAAUAGAUGAAAUCCUUUAUGAAGACUGCUGAAAGUGUUUCAAUACCAACCCACCUCCAGAGCAAGCAACCAAAGGUGUCAAAUCUACUAAUCAUGGUUUUUUCUAAUUGUCAUGUACAACUUUGGGACCAGUAAAAUACACUAUUUGUGUUUGGGAAAAAAAAAAAAACUCCAAAAACAGUGUAACUGUGGUAAUAGUAGUGAAGAUUGUGUUGAUUUGCUUUUAAUUAGCAAAUAUCUGAAUGUGUGAAUUGUUAUUCUAGAAUCAAUGCAAACAAGAAUGAGUGACUGUUUAUUACAGUAAGGACCAUUUCUUCUCAUAAUAUUUUUGAGGUACAAGCUUCUUGAUAGUUAGCAAUUUUAUUAUUCUGGUUUAAAAGUGAACUGUCUAGUAAUAACAGUUCUUGAUCCAUUCUGGAAUUAGAUACUUGUAAUGGUAAAAGUUCUUAGUACUUAAAUAUUGUGUGCAUCCAUGAGCAAAGCAAGAAAUUGAUGGAGAUGUCUUAGAGUAAGCUGGGAAAAAAUGGUGAUGGGAAAAAAGCCUUAAUUAAUUUUAGUGUAUGCAGUAGUUUUGACUGUUUACUUGGCUCCUUGCAGUUGUCUUAAAAUAAAGGGAGUACCUGUUCUGUUAAUAAAAAAAGUUUUAUGUCCGUAA
Messenger RNA from Pseudopodoces humilis (Tibetan ground-tit), 1226 nucleotides. It is a transcript of the gene MTHFS, whose product is annotated as methenyltetrahydrofolate synthetase. Gene Ontology annotation, molecular function: 5-formyltetrahydrofolate cyclo-ligase activity. NCBI's taxonomy places the organism in Eukaryota, Metazoa, Chordata, Aves, Passeriformes, Paridae. Gene Ontology annotation, biological process: tetrahydrofolate interconversion; folic acid-containing compound biosynthetic process. Gene Ontology annotation, cellular component: mitochondrion. The record is from RefSeq and is a predicted model, not a curated record.